AUGGGUGACGAUAAGUCAGUUGACGAGAAGCUGCCGAAAAGGCCGCUUGAAGACAACGUCGGUUGGGAAACAGGGCUACUGAUCGACGAUGUGGAAGAAGCCAAUAUCGAGCUAGAGGAACUUGAGCUCAGGCCCGCUGAGGUGCUGCUUGAUGUCGAAAGCAACGUAGCAGCAUUCGAGGUCGGGGCUGUGGAGGAAGAAUCGCUUAACAAGAGGCCGGAUGCAAUCUGCAUCGAUGAUAUACUUGAGGGAGAAGUCGACGACGAAGUCACAUCUAAAGUGCUUGAGCUUAAAGUUGACGUUGAAGAACCACUUGAGCUGCCCGUAGAAGUCGAGGAUGUGCUUGCGACGCUCGCGGUCGCGAAAGUGUUGGAAGAAUCGACGGAGCUUGAACUAGACAAUUCAGUUGUGCUUGUUGUUGAUGACGACGAUGGAGUCAAUGAUGUCGACAACAAAGACGCGGGAUCGACACUCAGGCCCGACGUGGAUGAAAUAACAGUAGAAGAGGCACUUGGAAGGUCACUCGAACUGCUCUGGAAGAGUUGGCUGGAGCCACUACUUGAGGUCGACGAAGAUAUUACUGUCGAUUCAGACGAGGACAGUAACAUUGAGCCUGAUGAGAGGGGCUCUGAGCUAGAUGAGGCCCUCGUUGAGGACACAUUUGUGGUCGGGAGUAAGGUAUCAUCUUCCGCUGUGUUGGCUGUACUUGACGAUAUGAUACUGGAGAUGCUGGAAGAUGGUCCUGAGGGGCUACUUGAGCUGAUACUUGAAGAAGGCGAGCUUGUCGAAGCGGCACUCGUGCUUGACAGCAAGGUAUUCGGCUCGACAGUAUCAGUCGUACUUGUAGAAGUGGUGCUGGUGCCAGUAAACGAAGUACUUAGGGAUGGCUCGAAGGUCGAAGAGCUUGAGAAUAUUGAGCUCGACAACCCCGGCGAGAGGUCAGUAGAUGUUGACGUGGAAGUCAAGGGUGCCGCAUUUGGAGUUUUGCACCGCCGCUCAGAGUAUUGGUCCCACUAUGGAGUAGUAGCAGGCUCAGAGGCGAAGCUGGAUGAAAGCACAGAGGAAGCUAAUGACGAUGAGGAGAAGGUCGAAGUGCUCAUCGACGAAGACUCUGAUUCAGAUGAGCUUGAAGAAGUCGCAUCCGGCGCGAUCGAAGACGAAGACGGGGAGUUUGGAUCUAUGGACGUGCUGAUCGAUGAUGGCUCCGAAGUAGGCAAUGAGGUCGAAGGAACGACUUCUGGCGCAGUCGGAGAGGUCGACGACGACGACAAAGAUAUUGACGAAGAGGUGCUUGUAGUGCUCGCUGACGAUGACUGUGACAGAGAAGUUGGGGAUUCUGCAGUGGUUGUCGCACUGGAUGACGUAGUGGUGAAAGAAGCAGAAUAUGGGAGUAAAUUGAAGCUUGAAAAUGUGAUUGUGAUCCCGGUGGUUGAGCUGACGGAGGAUGUCCAUAAGCUCGAGGAAGAUGAUUCCGAACUUGAAACCAAACUCGCUGGAUCAACUGAUGGGGGGCUCGAAGAUAGAGACAGCCCGGUCGAGGUUGAUGAUGAGGAAAGUGAUAAGCUAGACAAGGCCUCGACUGAGCUUUCGAAACUGGGUUCGGGUGAAGAGCUUCGAUCCGAAAUUGACGAGGAAAGGGAAGACGUCAAACCAGUAGUCGGUGAUUCGGUGGACGUCGUGACAAGACUAGCGGGUCCAAUCGUUGGAGAUAAGUAUGGAGACGUAAACGUGGUAACGGACGAGGAUGUAGAUGUUACGGAUGCGGCUUCAUCUGAGCUUGAUUGGGUAGUUGGAGAAGUUAAUAUGACAGUAGAAGUGCUGGUUGAUGAGGAUACGGAAGAUUCGUUGGAACUAGCGAUAGAGCUCGAUGGCGAUAGGGAACCACUCUCUGAAGAGCUUGAAGUUGUCGAACUUAAAAGUAGAGUUGCGGGAUCGACCGUGAAAGAAAAAGACUCAGAGCUACUCGUGGAUAUGCUAGCAGAGGAAAGUGUUGGUGUGGUUGCAAUUUCUUCAGAGCCUGCUUGCGAGCUCACUGAAGUUGAUUCAGUGACCGAAAUACUAAUUGUAACUGAAGAAGGAGAUUCCGUGGAGCUAAUAGUAGACGUAGCCGUAGAACUUGAAGACGACAGCAAGACACUCUCAGAGGUGCUUAAUGCACUUUCAGUCAAAGUGCUCUGCGAAGUUGGCAGUAGGCUAUCCGGGUUGAUUGUAAGGCUGGACGAAGCGGCUAUAGUGCUGGAAACAUCUGAAGAGGAGGAGGCAACAUUUGAUGUUGAGCUGACGGAAGUCGCAGUAAUGGUACUGGAUUUGGUGGGAGAACCAGAAGAAGUGUCCAAAAUGUCCAAAGCUGUAGAUGAAUUUACUUUCGCAGACGACUGUGGAAUUAACGAGGACGAUUCAAGUAUAUCCGUGGAACUCGAGCCUUGCUCUGUAGAUGGGCUUGAUGAUGUAGACAGCAGACUGUUCGGAUCAACCGUCACACUCAAAGACGAAAAGUCAGUCAAAGAGCUCUCAGACGUAGUGGCUGUGAUUUCCAGCGUUAGACUGAUUGAAGUUGACUGCGGCAAGGUCGAUGUUGGGGUUGGUGUCAAUGAAUCUGCUCCGUUGGCGGUCGAGGAACUGAUAUCCUCACUUGUUGGGAGGGUAGUUGAGGAAGCUAGCGUAUCAAGAUUGACGGUAACACUUGAAUUCGAAGUGAUGAAAUCAGAGCUCUCACUACUCAGGGUACUUGAAGAGUCCGCAGCUGACGAGGACGCGGUGCUGGUGAUGGACGAUAACGGAUCAGACGUAGCAGUUGAGCUUGAUGCAGAUGAAACCCCUGAUGAGCUGGUCAAUUCCAAUGUUGAGGAACUUGUCUCUGUGGCCGUAAUUGCAGAUACGAUAGACGUAGACAGUAAGGUGUUGAUCUCUGCUGUAUUCUGA
Messenger RNA from Colletotrichum paranaense, 2922 nucleotides. RefSeq lists its product as uncharacterized. The record is from RefSeq and is a predicted model, not a curated record. The coding region runs from base 1 to 2922 and encodes 973 amino acids. NCBI's taxonomy places the organism in Eukaryota, Fungi, Ascomycota, Sordariomycetes, Glomerellales, Glomerellaceae. The transcript is spliced from 8 exons.